AUGGUGGCGGUGGUGUCACGAUUUAUGACGGAUUUUCGCAGACGACCGUAUCUCGCUCUCCACAUUAAGGGUCGUCAAAACGCAUAUGCGUACUGCGGCACGGUGGACAGCUUCACGUUUCUUGUUCACACGAGCAAUGAGAUGAAGGCGAUUUUGGCUGACUUUGGGGUCGACUUUAUGGGGUAG
This is a messenger RNA of Aphanomyces invadans, 186 nucleotides long. RefSeq lists its product as hypothetical. Bases 1 to 186 code for a protein of 61 amino acids. The record is from RefSeq and is a predicted model, not a curated record. Lineage: Eukaryota; Oomycota; Saprolegniomycetes; Saprolegniales; Verrucalvaceae. The transcript has 2 exons.